GUGUGUGUGGAAAAGUAAAAUAGGUGACUUUAUGGAUAUUUUUCCAGUUUAGUGUUGACGAAGAAGUUGAAUUGGCAGUUGUUAGGGAUCGAUCAUUAAGGAGUGUUGAAGGUGUGUGUGAAGACAUACAUUAAUUAAAAUUAUUAUCCAUGGUGGCGUUGGUGUCGGUUUUGGUCUUCACUAAUCUGCUCCUCCACGUAGCAUCACUCCCUCAAAAUUCUUCCCAACCCAUUACUGAUGCUCAUCAAGCGAAAGCUCUGAACUCCAUAUUUAGACAAUGGAAUAUAUCGGCGGCGGGGAAUGCAAGUAUAUUCAGGACGGGAGAUGUAGUUUUAAAGGAGGGUUGGAAUAUCAGCGGCAACCUCUGCACUGGGACCGCUGUCGAUAAGAGAAACAUCGAGAAUUCAACAUACAGCCCUUUGAUUAAAUGCGAUUGCUCUGGAUCUACUUGCCAGAUUACCCACCUGAAGGUUUCUGGAUUGAAUGUUGCUGGUGUACUCCCACCCGAGCUAUGGAUGCUGACUUCCCUCACCUAUCUGAAUUUGGAGAAAAAUUUAUUGUCAGGAACACUGUCGCCAUCUGUUGGUAAUCUAACGCAAUUGCAUACCUUGAGCAUUAAAAUCAAUAAAUUAUCAGGAAAACUUCCAAAGGAACUUGGACAGCUUGCCAACCUGAGAUUCUUGGCCUUUGGGACCAACAAUUUCUCUGGUACCUUACCAUCAGAGCUUGGAAAUCUUUUUGGGCUAGAGGAACUGUACUUUGAUAGUUCUGGAGUUCAAGGUGACAUUCCCACAACAUUUUCAAAUCUAACAAAUUUGCGGACAGUAUGGGCAUCAGACAAUGAUCUCACCGGAGAAAUACCUGGAUUCAUUGGGAGUUGGUUAAAACUCACAACUUUGAGGUUUCAAGGAAACUCUUUCACAGGGCCAAUACCGUCUACAUUUUCAAAUUUGACAGCUAUGAAUGAGUUGAGAAUAGGUGAUAUACCAAAUGGGGGCUCCUCCCUAGAAUUUAUCAGGAAUAUGACGUCUUUGCAUACCCUAGUUUUGAGAAAUAAUAAAAUAUCAGAUUCAAUUCAUUCCAACAUUAGAGAGUUUGGAGAAUUGAGGCUGCUAGACUUGAGUUUUAACAAGUUUAAGGGAGAAAUUCCAGAGUGGCUUUUCAAAUUGAAUAAGCUGUCAUACUUGUCUCUUGGAAACAACAAGUUAACGGGUAGACUACCUUCAGAGAAGUCUGACUCUCUUCUUUUUAUAGACUUAUCAUACAAUGGUUUAUCAGGGAUCUUUCCUGGCUGGGUGGAUGAUUCAACCUUACAGUUAAAUUUAAUUGCCAACAGCUUCACGUCAGGAAGUGUGAAAAGCAGCCAUUUGCAUUCGGGUCUGAACUGUCUUCAACGAGAAUUUUCUUGUAAUGAAGAUUCUGAUCUCCGUGAGUUAAAACCUAGUUUUGGGAUCAACUGUGGAGGUCCAAAAUUUGUGAGUGCCUCUGUGGGCGAGUAUGAAAGGGAAAAUGAGAUUGUUGGUGCAGCUUCAUAUUAUGUUAGUGAUUCAGAAACUUGGGCUGUUAGUGAUGUUGGAUACUUCCCUAAAGACACCAAAAACUCUAGCAGUUAUAACAGAGACAAUGGCAAGACAAUACAUAUUGCAAAUACAAAUGGCUCGGAACUUUUUCAGACACAAGAAUUAUCCACUUCAUCAUUGAGAUUUUACGGAUUAGACCUUGAAAACGGGAACUACACUGUGACCCUUCAUUUUGCAGAACUAGCUUUCCCAAAUUUAUCUACAUGGAGCAGCCUUGGGAGGCGCAUCUUUGAUAUUUAUAUUCAGGGGAACCUUGUCCACAAGGAUUUUAGUAUUCAAAAUGAGGCAGGUGGGUCUUUUCGUGCUAUUUCAAAGCCAUUUAAGGCACAAGUUUCAAAGAACUACAUGGAAAUUCAUCUUUUUUGGGCUGGGAAAGGUACUUGCUGCAUACCUGAAGAAGGUACUUUUGGUCCUUCAAUUUCAGCAAUCAUUGCAAGUCUAGAUUCAGAACCUGUAAGUAAUGAGAAGAAUGGAACCAGUCAAAUAAAGGGGACUAGUAGUAAGAAGAAUGGAGCCAGUCUAAUAGUGGGGAUUGUUGUUGGUGUAGGAUCUGUUUGCUUUCUAAUUGUCAUAAUUUCCAUUCUUUUCCAUAGAAGGAAAGGUCGUUCCUCUGAAGACGAAGGUAAUUAAAAAUAAUUACAUCAGAGU
Molecule: messenger RNA, 2228 nt
Organism: Benincasa hispida (wax gourd)
Lineage: Eukaryota; Viridiplantae; Streptophyta; Magnoliopsida; Cucurbitales; Cucurbitaceae
Source: RefSeq, a predicted model, not a curated record